AGGAAUCUGCUGGACAUGUCUGGUACUGACAUACUGUUACUUCUAUGUGUUUGGACUGUUGACAACUGUGAAACACAAUCAUGCAUCUUUAUGUCUGAAACUGCUGCAAGAGUGAAAAUGGCCGAGGAAACAGUUAAGCGAGUGACUGGGAUUAAUCCUUGUAAUAUAUCUCGGCCCACUGUACCUAGUGUAGGCAUGCCUUUCAUUAGCAAUCCAUUGGAAGCAUCUACAGGUUUGGUGGCAAUGCAGCCAAAUACUAAUCAGUUAUUUCACCAACCAGUUCCGAGCAUCGCUUCUCCCAUGCAUCACCCGAGAUUGGACAACAGUUAUGGAAGCAACAACUUGGUUUCUCCUAUUGUGAAUCCACAAACAGAAAUAGGAGUGAAAAAUGUUUUUGAACCAUCUGCAUUGCAGCACACGCCUGGUGGUGUGCAAAAGCAGAUUUGCCCUGUUGCAAGUCCAUGCGUACCCAUUCCUGGCUGGGAACCCGGACUACCCCAUUCGGCUGCCAAGAACAACAAACAAAGCUGAAUAUUACUGCGCUUCCUGUUGUGUCAUUGAGCCAGGGAUUCAGAACUUAGCUGUUGGUAAAACUAUUGGUUAUAUCUAUUCAUUGGCAUUGAUCAUUCUCACUAAAUUUUUUGUACCUAAGAUCAUCAUCAUUGGCCAUCAUAUCAUAUCUGUCAUCAUAACAUUGGCUAGUUAGCUACUUGGUUAAAAUUUAAAGGGUAAGUAAUUCUGUAA
Messenger RNA from Hibiscus syriacus, 744 nucleotides. RefSeq names its product basic leucine zipper 25-like. NCBI's taxonomy places the organism in Eukaryota, Viridiplantae, Streptophyta, Magnoliopsida, Malvales, Malvaceae. The transcript is spliced from 3 exons. The coding region runs from base 16 to 531 and encodes 171 amino acids. The record is from RefSeq and is a predicted model, not a curated record.